CCGCGCUGUUCGCUGUGGUGAAUUAGCUUUGACAUCUUUCUCAUUAUGGCUGGGUUAUUUGGAAACAAGAAAAAGCCGAAAGAAAAGAUCUGGUACGAAAACAACAACCGCACGUAUUAUGGCAUUCCUGGGGAAACAAAGGAUUUUGUGCUCGGGUUCACCUUGGAAAUUAUUCAGACUGUUUGCGCUGGACCGACUGAGCAAGGUGGAUUUUUUUGCAAUCUCCGGCACAUGAACCAUCGAGAACGAGAAUUUAUGUGCUUCAUCAGCACGAGCGCGUUCCAUAAAGAAAGUCAAUUCCUAAAUGAGAUUUCGUUUACCGAGGGAAUGCCGCCUGUGGAUGCCACAAACAUGACGAUAAAGCUGCUCGGAUCGUAUUACAAGUGGAAGAAUGAAGACUUCGUCAAGUAA
Messenger RNA from Paramacrobiotus metropolitanus, 411 nucleotides. RefSeq lists its product as uncharacterized. NCBI's taxonomy places the organism in Eukaryota, Metazoa, Tardigrada, Eutardigrada, Parachela, Macrobiotidae. The record is from RefSeq and is a predicted model, not a curated record. The coding region runs from base 46 to 411 and encodes 121 amino acids. The transcript is spliced from 3 exons.